Molecule: messenger RNA, 1926 nt
Organism: Manduca sexta (tobacco hornworm)
Lineage: Eukaryota; Metazoa; Arthropoda; Insecta; Lepidoptera; Sphingidae
Product: protein suppressor of hairy wing
Exons: 5
Coding region: 264-1640 (458 amino acids)
Biological process (GO): regulation of transcription by RNA polymerase II
Cellular component (GO): nucleus
Molecular function (GO): zinc ion binding; DNA-binding transcription activator activity, RNA polymerase II-specific; RNA polymerase II cis-regulatory region sequence-specific DNA binding
Source: RefSeq, a predicted model, not a curated record
UAAUGACAGGUAAUUUAAUAAGAAUUCCUGAAUCCAACUGAAAGGUUUAGUUUAAGAAUCAUUUUUGUUAUUGAUGAAGACCCCUAAUUUUUAUUUUGUUGUCUACGGUAUAAAUUAAAUUUAACGAUAGGAAAAACUUAUAGUUGACUUUUAAAUGAAUACCUAAUGGUUAUGGUAUUGAAGAUUCAGCCAAUUUGCCAAUAACACUCCCGGCUACAUUUGGCCUGUGCUGCUGCUGCCUUGAACUGCCAUGCCCCAAAAACAUGUGGAGCGAACACAGCUGGAUGGGACAAGUUGAGAUAUAUGGAGAUAUGAUAAAAGAGUGCUUUGGAAUUACUUUUCCAGAAGAAUUCAAGUCAAAAGAGCAGAUAUGUGAAGUGUGUAUCACCCGGCUGCGGAACUCGUUGCGUUUCCGCCGACAGGUGGCGCUGUGCCACGCGCAGCUCCUCGAGCAAAUCAACACAAUGCUAACGACAGAUUUAUUGAAGCCCAUCAAAAUUGAGUUCAAUGAGGAGGAACCGGAUAAGUUGGGAGAGGAAUACAUCAUUGAAAUAUCAGAGAAAACUAAUGCAGAAACAAUAAAUAAUAUGGAUACAGAUCUGAAUGAGGACACGCGUGGACACGACAACGAUGCUGAUGAUGAUGUUGAUGGCAAUAAUAGUGAUGACACCAAUUUAACAAAAACUAAAGCCGCCAAGCCUGCUGCGAAAAUAGCUAAAAAAGAUUUUAAACUAGCACGCCGUUCUAGUUUUAUAAAAGACCGGCGCACGUGUCCCCGCGCGGGCCACAUCAAGCCGCGCGAGAACAUCGGCCGCCUCCUGCAGCACACCACCAUUCUUCCAUUCAAGUCCAACAAGGGCUACUUUAACUGCUUCUACUGCAACAAGCAGUUCGUGGUGUUCGACGAGCUGCGCGCACACGUCACGACCGGCCACCACGACGUCACCUUCAUGGCCAUCAUCAAAAACAUCGUGCGACCACACGACAGGAUCAAAGCUGACAUCAGUAACCUAAGCUGCAAGAUAUGCCAAAAAAGGUGUGACAAUCUUGAAGAAGCAAUAAAGCAUUUGGAGGGACAUGACAUCAGGUUUAAUUAUGACGAUAAACUGUUGAAACCGACUGAUUGUCUGUUGACAUACAAUUUAAGCGAUGGAAAAUUUAGCUGCGUAGUUUGUAAAGCCGAAUUCCACUUCUUUAAGACACUGACAAAGCAUAUGAAUGAACAUAGCACGAAUUAUGUUUGUGACGUGUGUGGGAAAUGCUUCCUGUUGUCGGAACGUCUGAAGGCGCACACGCAGGUCCACGCUUCGAACGCGUCAGUAAACUGUGACAUGUGUGGUAAGAGUUGCGCCACUUCUGGCAGACUGCGCAGCCACAAAAGGCACCAUCACAAGAAAAGGUCCCAUGUAUGUGGAAUUUGUAAUCAAUCAUUUCCAACAUUUAGAGAGAGGAUGCAGCAUUUAGAAGAUGUUCACAACCGGUCUCCUCUUAACUUAACGUGUAAGAUUUGUACGAAGAAGUUCAAGACAACCAGUCAUCUUGGCUGCCACAUGAGAACCGAACAUUACAAUAUCCCGUAUGUGAGGAAAAGGAAGAAAAAGGGCGACGAGAAAAGUGGUUAUCAGACAAUGAACUAUUGAUACACCCUUCAGAACUUCCGCGGCAAUGUCGUACGUAGGUUUGAAUAUGCAAAAUACAUGAUAACUUGCAAGACGGGAUCAAGCACAAAAUAACAAUGAUGCAGUCAUUAUUGUUAUAAGAAUUUAUACUUGUUACUGGGUUUUUUGAAUGCUUUGCAAUAAGAAAGUGCUACAAGUGUUUCGGCCAGCAAAAACACUUGUUGCGUCGGACAAUAAACUAAAGGAGUUUCGAAAGGACUUACGUGUUAAUGUUAAAAUUAAAAACAAAAAAUAUGAAACAGUUUUA